Messenger RNA from Zonotrichia albicollis (white-throated sparrow), 2767 nucleotides. It is a transcript of the gene ST6GAL2, whose product is annotated as ST6 beta-galactoside alpha-2,6-sialyltransferase 2. The record is from RefSeq and is a predicted model, not a curated record. Gene Ontology annotation, biological process: sialylation. Gene Ontology annotation, molecular function: beta-galactoside alpha-2,6-sialyltransferase activity. NCBI's taxonomy places the organism in Eukaryota, Metazoa, Chordata, Aves, Passeriformes, Passerellidae. Gene Ontology annotation, cellular component: Golgi apparatus.
UGAUGGUGAAGGGGAGGAUUUCUACUGUGCAGCGUUUGCUGGAAGGAAAACCCUGUAGGUGAAGCCAUAUGGGUUCUCAGUGGCAUGGUUUAGUGGCUUCUUGGCUUAACAGUUUUCGGGCGGGGAGUGUGCAAGGGUGUGUUUUAGGAGGGCUCGACUGCUCAAGAGAGCUUGAAUAGAUACGUUUAGAGAAGCAGCGCUUUCCAGGAAUUUAAAUGAGACCCUUUUUUUGUGGUUGCUUUUCGAGGCUCUUCUGUUAGUUCUAUAUUUGCUUUUGCAGCUUGCUCUUAUCAAUAGUUAGGCAGCUGUGCUAGCAUAUAAAAAUCGACCUUCUCAAAGGAAAAAAGAAAGUCUCGGCGAAUUCACCUCUGCUAAGCGUCUUGCAAACUUUCUGAACUUUAACCCCUUUGCAAUGAAACUUUCCAGGAGUGGCGUCUGCAUCCAGGUUUCAUUUUCCUUCACCAAUACUUCAAGGCACAGAGGAGGUGGUAAAGGCAUUGCCAUGAAACCUAACUUGAAGCAAUGGAAACAACUCAUGCUUUUUGGUAUCUUUGCAUGGGGCCUGCUUUUCUUGGUGAUAUUCAUCUAUUUUACAGAUAGCAACACUGCUGAACCAGUUCCAAGUUCCUUUUCUUACAUUGAAACCAAGAGACUUCUGCCCCUUCAGGGCAAGCAGAGAGUCAUCAUGGGAGCCAUUCAUGACCCAUCAUUCUCUGAAACCAUUGAUGGGAACGAGGUACUUCUUAAUGAAGAUCUCCUAGGUACUUUUAAAUCUGGGACUGCAAAUUCUAAGAAAUGGACUGUAUUGGAAGAGGACUUUAGAAAUGAAGAUGAGUUUCUCCCACCCCAGUUAGGAAGAAAAUCAAAAAGUGCUUUCUAUCAAGUGAAUGAUGAUUAUUUAUUUGCUGCUGGUCAGCCUCAGUCACACAACCGCCUUCAAGAGAUGGAAAACUUCAUUUCAGCUGAUGUGAAUAAUCCAAAAGGAAAUGUUUUACAGAGCAACUGGAGCCAUCAGAGAAGAACGAGGAGAAGGAGCACAAAGCAUAGGAGAGGCCAGAUACUUAAUGAAUCUGAUGACUGGGAUGGGCUGUAUUCCACAAUGUCGAAAUCCUUUCUUUACAAGCUUUGGAAAGGGGAUGUCUCUUCCAAGAUGCUAAACCCUCGACUGCAGAAGGCGAUGAAAGAUUAUUUGAGUACCAAUAAGCAUGGGGUGCGGUUCAAGGGGAAGCGAAACUCCAAGUUGACAGGAGACCAGCUAUUCUGUGAGCUAAAAGAAAGAGUGAAUGUGAAAACAAUAGAUGGCAAGGAGGCUCCCUUCUCCACUCUUGGAUGGGAAAAGCACGUUCCCCAAAUUCCACUGGUCAAAUUAUAUGCACAUGGGUUUGGGAGCUGUGCAGUAGUUAUGUCUGCUGGUGCAAUACUGAACUCCUCUCUGGGGGACGAAAUAGAUUCUCAUGAUGCUGUUUUAAGAUUUAAUUCUGCUCCAACACGUGGCUAUGAAAAAGACGUUGGCAAUAAAACAACCAUGCGGAUCAUUAAUUCUCAGAUUCUCACCAAUCCCAACCAUCACUUUGUCGACAGCUCCUUGUAUAAAGAUGUUAUUUUAGUAGCCUGGGAUCCUGCUCCCUACUCUGCAAAUCUGAAUGUGUGGUAUAAGAAACCAGACUACAAUCUGUUCACUCCCUACGUGCAGCAUCGCAGGAAGAAUCCAACCCAGCCAUUCUACAUCCUCCAUCCAAAGUUUAUAUGGCAGCUCUGGGACAUCAUUCAGGAGAACACUAAAGAGAAGAUACAGCCCAACCCUCCUUCUUCAGGGUUUAUUGGUAUCCUCAUCAUGAUGUCCAUGUGCAAUGAAGUGCACGUGUACGAGUACAUCCCUUCAGUGCGACAGACCGACCUGUGCCACUACCAUGAACUCUACUACGAUGCAGCUUGCACCUUGGGGGCCUACCAUCCCCUGCUCUACGAGAAGCUCCUGGUGCAGAGGAUGAACAAAGGUUUGCAGGAUGAUCUGUAUCGGAAGGGGAAAGUCAUUUUGCCAGGGUUCAAAGCUGUCAAGUGCCCCAAACGAAAUAAUUUCCCACACUUCUGGAAGUAAUUAUUUCAGAAAAAAUGUGCAAUAAGGUACUACUGUUGUACUAUAAAGAAGAAGAGAAUACUUGAAAAAAUAUAUCUUAGACCAAUCUAGUCUUGAGUCUAUAAAUUGUAAUUAAGUAGCAGGCGUGAGAAAUUCUUCUUUUCUGAGCCUGAGUAUUUAUUACUGCUUUGCAAAUAGUUACAGAAUAAAAGCAAAAGCUUAGUUCAUGAAGGUGCAAAGGACAUACUUAGGCAGAAAUAUAAUGUAUCAUUAUUGGUGUGACUGUCAGAAUUUGUCGGUGGUCUCAUGCCACGUAUGCUAGACUGUAAGUUUUUUUAAACGAAUUUAUUUAAUUGUCAAACCUGGCAUUGUGAAACAGCCUCCGUUGUUCAUGUAUGUACAGAGCGGCCAGUUGAACAAUGCAGCAUUUCCUGUGACUCCAUGGGAUUUUCAGAAUGAAGCAAUUGCUACUCCAAGCUAUUCAGUAGUGCAGUCCUUCACUAGAGCAGACUUUAGUGCCUGUUCCUACACAGGCUCAGUUCCAGGCCUCCAGCUGAACAGGGGUUUAGGGUGGCCCUGAAGUGUGUGCAGUCAGAGAUGGCUGCACACAGCUAAACCAGUUAAACCACUGGAUGUGGUUUUGGAUGCCAGUCUCCCAUGCUCACACUGACUGAAGAGGGAAGAGAGAAA